Molecule: messenger RNA, 999 nt
Organism: Zerene cesonia (dogface butterfly)
Lineage: Eukaryota; Metazoa; Arthropoda; Insecta; Lepidoptera; Pieridae
Exons: 4
Coding region: 281-970 (229 amino acids)
Source: RefSeq, a predicted model, not a curated record
GGGUUAAUAUACACAACGUCCUGCCCUCUACAGCUUUUUCUAGCCAUCUGUUACACAAACAAUAAAAAUACGACAUUGUCACAGCGCUCAGCUCCAAAUUGUCACUAUACGUCAAAGAAACAUGAUUUUAAUUUCAUAGAUUUCGUAAUAAAGAUGAUAUUUACUUAUAUUAUGAGUUUGUUACGAUUAUAAGACGAUAAUUAUAGGGAUAGAACAAAUUUGUAGUUAUGACAAAACGGAAUGAUUAUAAUAAAAUUAAAUUAUAAUAGAAACAGCUCCAAUGUCGCUUCUCAAACUUUUAAAAGCGCCCAGCUUGCUAUUUAAGAAAGACGUAAUUACGUUCGUUAUUAUUCGGCGACAGGAUUUAGGUGUCGUGGAUGAAAGACUUCGUUACAUAGCAGUUAAGCCCUCUGCGUCGAUAUCACUGCUUCGACAGAAAGUGUGGCAUCUCCUCGACCUUCCGGACUACUGCGACGAAAUCAUCAAACUGAAAUCACAGGAUGGCAAGGAACUACCAUUAACUGAACUGCGGAAAGGCAACGAUCCACAGCAUCCUUAUAUUUUAGAAGUGUGGUUGCCUGGAAAUUCAAAUUCAUCAUCAACUACAUUUCAUAAUAUGAUAACAAUGGGCGAUAGCACAAUACUGAAUCGAAACACGAGCUCAAGCGGCGACUUUGAGGAGAAUUUACAUAAUGACGGCAGCGCAAAGUCCUUAGUUCCAGAACAAACAUUAUCCAAAAACACCGUGCCAGUAAACAAGAUCCAGGAUACCGAGAACAAUCCACCAAACCUCUUACACAACUAUAGGCCAGCGGAUAUGUCAGUACAACUAUCAACAUCCUCGAUCUUCUACAAACUCCACGCUAGAAAGAGCCGCGACAAUUUCACAAAUAUAUUGCUAAAAAUACAAAACGACCUUGCCAUCCUUAGCAACAAAUUAUCCAAUUUGGAGAGUAAAAUUCGCGUAUAACUUUCGGAAAUGAAACGAAACAUUUUAAA